Rhincodon typus (whale shark) is the source of this 1721-nucleotide messenger RNA. RefSeq lists its product as uncharacterized. NCBI's taxonomy places the organism in Eukaryota, Metazoa, Chordata, Chondrichthyes, Orectolobiformes, Rhincodontidae. The record is from RefSeq and is a predicted model, not a curated record. The transcript is spliced from 4 exons. Bases 69 to 767 code for a protein of 232 amino acids.
GAGCUCGUUGUUAAGAGUGCUUCCUAGGAAACCCUUACACAAAGCUCAAAUAAACUUUAUCAGACACCAUGGCUGGAGCCAUUACUGGAUCUUGGUUUCCGACUGGAUUUCAUGGACAUGCCCGCAGUAAAUCCCGGAAUGACAUAUUUCAGGAAUACAGACAACGGGCCAAGCCACCCCCUCCCGAGAAGCUUAUAAAACGACUCCGGGAGAACCCUUUGAAACAUAACUUUUCCAAACAUGAUAGUCGGCAAGUGUUUCAUGACGGUGCCACCUAUCUGGAGAAUAGCAAUGCUAUAAGUCGAGCAAAAACUGCUUUUGGAAGAAGAAGUGAAUUUAAGAAAGAUUUUAUGUCCUGGAUUCCGAUUCAGACUGACAGCCAACAACAGUGGCCAUUAAUAUCCACAUAUAAAGCAGAUUUCUGGCAUCACAGAAAGCCACAAUCCACAGAGGUGAUGAUUCCUCAGCUACUUAUCCCACGAGGUCAACCACUGAUAACAGCUGUCUAUCCUAGAUCAGAAAUAAUGCAAACAACAUAUCGUCAAUUCUACAGCCACUGUCAGCCAAAUCCAAACAUUUAUACAAAUGUCUUUACUGGACAAGUGCAGAGCAUACCCAUGGAAAAGGAAGCAACAUUUGUCUAUGUGAAUCCCAAACCAAAGCCAGCAAGUGGCAAAUGUAGAGCAAGACCUUUAUUAUCACAGUGUUCCACUGUUGCUGACUGUCUUUUUUGGCCUGUCCCAAAAACAAAUCCAACAAAUGACUGAAAAUUUUAUGACAGACAAUCAGUACAAGGAGAAAACAAGUUCAACCCAGUGUUUCUAGACAACUUGAUAUCGUACUGGGGAAAAGAAGUCUGAAAUUUUUUUUAACGCUUGCCUUUUCAGGUAAUCUUAGGAAAUUGUAUGAAGAGAAGGUUAACAAAUAAUCUUCUAGACGUGGAGAAUAAUUUACAAAGAGUCUUGAGCCAGCAGUUAAUUCUCCUGUCACAACACAACAGAGUUGGAAGGUUUUGUAAAAGCUUUGUAUUUUCAAAGGAUUGCUGAAAGAGUGUUCCUAAUUAGGCACUGCUUGGCUACACACUCAGAGUAAGAAACCACAGAAUGGUUGAUUUGGGAAUUGUGGAUUAGGGAAAUGAUUUCUGAAUUUGAGACUAAGGACAUAUUUUGAAGAGUAGUGGGAGUUUUACUUACUAUCUGGUUAUCAUACACCUGACUUGCACUUGUUUGCUAACAGAGGAUACUUUAAAGGGGAUUCCACUGUCCCAACAUUCCUCACUUUGAUCACAAUUUAUGAAACAUAUUUGAACCCAAUUCUUUAUGAAAAUGUCUCAGACCCUGUGUUUUUAUUUAAUCUGGACAUACCAGAGUAGGACAGAUAGUGGAAUUGCAGGAAUUAACUCAGAAUGGAUUGGAUUAAAUGAGCAUAACGCGGAAAUAAAAAGCAGAGGAAAUUUAAUAUAAUCAGGUGGAAGUUGCUACACAUAAGCUAGAACAAUAAGCCCCAUGUAUACUGCAUGAAUUGUGUGGAGAGACCUAGGCAAAUUGGAAUGGGUCCAACUGAUGUAGGACAAUGAUUGAUCAAACCAAAUGAGUGUAAACGUGUAUCAUUACUGAGUUAGUAGUCCAGAGCACAUGAAUUCAAAUUCGAUUAUGGUAGUUUGACAAUUUAAAUUCAAUUUAAAAACUUUGGAAUAAAACAAACUGUUAUUCAUAAAAAGA